AUGAGCUCAUUGGCUCUGUCGCAAGCAGAGACACGGAACGUGCGUGGUUCAGUUGCUUCAAGCAUCUACGACGAAACAGAGACAACGAAGUCGACAAUACCGCCAUUGAGGAUUGUGAAAAAGGUGCCGGUCCCGCAGCUGCCGCCUUUUGACCUCGCAGACGAGACGACAUCCCUCACGGAAGUUUCAUUGAGCAAGCCCCAGCAUCGAGAUCUAGACAACCCCACAGAAGCCAAUCGAAGUUCGACCGACAGCACAAGAACCGUCACUCAGAGGACUAUUGAACCGUCGACGAGUCACUUCAGCUGGACGACCUAUGCAGAGACGGAACGCAGUGUUUCACCUACCACGUCGUACAUCGAACAAAUACCGGACAGUCGAUUCAGUUGGACGACAGCAAGCACAGCGACGACGUAUCGACAAGAAACCCCCCCUUCUAGUCCGCCUCGCACAUACCCCAGCUCCAUCAUGUCAAGAAGACGUCCUGUGCCAGGAAAAGAAGCAGCACCCCCAAAAAGACACGAUAGCAUGGGCGACGUGCAAGAUUUGCCAGAAGCAGCAAGGGACAAAGCUCUACCCCAACCACCAAAGACGAGACAUCAAGGAGACCACAUCGACGAGCUGAUGUCACGCCUGGAGUCGCUAGAAUUACAGAAAACAAACAUGCAAAAGCUGCUGAAGGAGUUGGCGAAGGUGGAGAUGGCUAGCCCAAUUGACGUCUCGGAGAAGAUGCGGCGCGAGAACCGCAAGAAGAUGGGCGAAGUCCACACCAGGCAGGACGAAGUACAAAAGGAGUUGUUCGAAGUUGGAAGACUGUUGAGCAGAGCCAGAGCAAAGGCCGAGGAGGCAGGCGGUAGUACGGGGCUAUGGCUUCGACGCGUCACAGAUUGA
Molecule: messenger RNA, 891 nt
Organism: Aureobasidium pullulans EXF-150
Lineage: Eukaryota; Fungi; Ascomycota; Dothideomycetes; Dothideales; Saccotheciaceae
Exons: 1
Coding region: 1-891 (296 amino acids)
Source: RefSeq, a predicted model, not a curated record